UAUAUAAUAUCGUCAUUCGAACAACCUUUGCGUUAUUGUUUCUUCUUGUUAUUUUGACGUUGUAUUACAACUCUGUACUCUCUCUCUCUCUGUGUCUCUCUUGAAGGAAAGAGAGAGAAUUCAAUGAAGAAUAAUCAGCAGAGCCAGAGCUCAAUAGUGGCGACAAUCAAGGUCUUCAAUUCCCCAAUCAAAAACCUCGUAAACCUCGUCACGAUCCUCGUAUUCUUCGCCUGCGGCUUGACGUGCGGCGUUGUGGUCUCCUUCUACGCCAAGAGCCUGCCGUGGAGCCUCCGAGGCGUCGACGGCGGCGGCGGCGCGGCGCGGCUCAAUUUGGCGCCGCCGCGGGAGGAGCGGCUGGUUGGGCUGAAGGAGCUGUUGAUGGCUCCGCUCGGCGCCGCGCACAACCUGAGCGACGAGGAGCUGCUCUGGCGAGCGUCGAUGAGUCCGAGGAUUGAAGAGAUGCCGUUCCGGCGCGUGCCGAAGGUGGCGUUCAUGUUCCUCGCCCGCGGCGCGUUGCCGAUGGCUCCGCUGUGGGAGAUGUUCUUCAGAGGUAACGCCGGCCUUUUCUCCGUUUACGUCCACUCCGAUCCUUCGUAUAAUGAAACGGAGCCGCCGGAAUCUGUCUUCCACGGCCGGAGAAUUCCCAGUAAGGGAGUGGAAUGGGGCAAGGCCAACAUGAUCGAAGCUGAGCGGAGAUUACUAGCAAACGCACUUCUUGAUUUCUCCAACGAACGGUUCAUUCUCUUGUCAGAAGCAUGCAUUCCACUAUUCAAUUUCUCCACAAUAUAUUCUCAUGUGAUGAACUCCAACGAGACCUUCAUUGAGGUCUACGACUUGCCCGGCCCGGUUGGCCGGGGCAGAUAUAGCGCGCAGAUGAGCCCAAUCAUUAAACUUAAGGAUUGGCGAAAAGGAUCCCAAUGGUUCGAAAUGGACCGUCGCCUUGCCCUCGAAGUCAUCUCGGAUAAAACUUAUUUCCCGCUCUUUCAAUCUUACUGCACAGGUCCUUGUUACUCUGACGAGCACUAUUUGCCCACGUUAAUGAACAUAAAACUUGGGCAAGGGAACUCAAAUCGGACCUUGACUUGGGUCGACUGGGCGAAGGGUGGCCCUCACCCGACUAAGUUUAAUCGGAACGACGUGACUGUGGAUUUUCUGCACAAGUUAAGGAACGGGAGCACGUGUGAGUACAACGGGGAGAAGACCACAAUGUGUCACUUGUUUGCUAGGAAGUUUACUCCCCAUGCUCUAAGUAGACUGCUCAUUUUGGCACCAAAGCUUAUGCAAUUCAACGGAUAUUGACAUACUGAAACAAUGUCUGAAUUGUGUACAUUCAUUAUAACACCAAAUCGGAACUAGAUUAUUGAGAGAGUGCAUACAUUUUUCAACAAUCAUCUCGUGACCAAUUGUUCAUAAUCUUGAUUGGUAAUUCUUUUGUUGUCUGCUCAUUUCAUUUGUAUUUCAAUCAUUAACCAUUACUAUAUAUGUUACCUCAUGGAAAUUAAAAUGAGAAAGAAGUGAUUCCUUUUA
Molecule: messenger RNA, 1527 nt
Organism: Ipomoea triloba (trilobed morning glory)
Lineage: Eukaryota; Viridiplantae; Streptophyta; Magnoliopsida; Solanales; Convolvulaceae
Product: glycosyltransferase BC10-like
Exons: 2
Coding region: 124-1299 (391 amino acids)
Cellular component (GO): membrane
Molecular function (GO): glycosyltransferase activity
Source: RefSeq, a predicted model, not a curated record